AUGUCGAACCCCGAGAAUACAAAGAAGGUCUACACCCUUAACACAGGAGAUAAGAUCCCUGGCCUUGGUCUGGGUACCUGGCAGUCCAAGCCAAAUGAGGUCCGAGAGGCCGUGAAGAAUGCUUUGCUGAAGGGUUAUCGUCACAUUGAUACUGCCCUUGCCUACGGCAACGAAGCCGAGGUCGGCCAAGGUAUCAUCGACUCCGGAGUCCCCCGUAACGAAAUCUGGAUUACUACUAAGCUCGACAACACCUGGCACCACUGCGUUACCGAGGGCAUUGACUCCUCUCUCAAAAGCCUUGGGGUCGAUUAUGUCGACCUGUACCUCAUGCAUUGGCCUAGCUCCACUGAUCCUGCCGACAAAUCAAAACAUCUCCCCGACUGGAACUUCAUCAAGACAUGGCAAGAAAUGCAGAAGCUUCCUGCCACCGGCAAGGUCCGUAACAUUGGUGUCUCCAACUUUGGAAUCAAGAACCUUGAAAUCCUCUUGAACGACCCUAGCUGCAAGAUUGUCCCGGCUGUCAACCAAAUUGAAUUGCAUCCAAACAACCCAUCACCCAAGUUGGUUGCCUACAACACAUCCAAGGGCAUUCAUUCCACUGGUUAUUCCUGCCUGGGUUCCACCAACUCUCCCCUCUACAAGGACCCUACCCUCCUACAGAUGGCUGAGAAGAAGGGCAAGACUCCCCAACAGGUGCUACUCGUAUGGGGCUUGGAAAAGGGCUGGAGUGUCAUCCCCAAGUCCGUCAGCAAAUCCCGCAUUGAUGCCAACUUCGAGCUUGACGGCUGGAAUUUGACUGCUGAGGAGGUCACUCAGUUGGACAACUUGAAGGACCGUUUCAAAGCCUACAAAGCCUUGAAAGCAAAACUUCCAGAGCCAUCUCAGCAUAUCCCCCUUCGUUUUCAACCAGCAUAUGCGCGGAUUACUCCACAACAGCCGAUUCACCGAGCCGCGGCCAUCCGUCAAGCUCGCCGUCACUUUUCCACUGGCGCGGCGAGCUCGUGGGCUUCAUACCUACAAGCAGCUCUACAGGGAGAGCGUGUCGCCUACAAAUCAUCACGCAUUGGAUCAAAUCUCAGCCGCGUCACUAACCGCGCACCAUUUGCAUCAGCCCUCCGUCCUAAUCUUACUGGCGGCACCCUUGGUCGUACCGCUGGAGGCUAUGCUAUCGGUGCAGGCCGCAUUGGAGGUGCACGGUAUUUCUCACAUGGCCCGGCAGCACCUGCUCAGGUCAUAAACAAUGUAUCAGUGGGUGUGAGAGCCUUUUUCCUCUCUGGUCAAAAGGCUCGUUUUGAUGGCAUUGAUCCUGCCACUGGAAACAAGAAGUACAAGACUGUGAGCGUGCUACAGGAUGAAGCUGAACGUAAAAUGUCUGCUAUCCCCCGCACUGCCCCUGGCUCUUUCAUUGAUUUCCAAAUCUCUCCUACCAUCACCGCCUUUGGCCUUCUGAAGAAAUUUGCACCAGUCGAUGCUUGUGACUCCGAAAGUCUCAACUCUGAGGGUCUCUUGGACCUUCUCUCUGCUGACUUUGCACGCGCUCUCAAAGAUCUGGCUGCUGUAUUGAACGAUCUCAAGCGACUUUCAGCAUUGGGUGACCUCCCAAUAUUGCUUCAUGAUAGGUCAACCAUUAGGGUAAGAUUCCCAGGUUGUGAUGCCGAGACAGUUGAGCGACUUUGCGAUGAAGUUGGCAUCCGAAGAGGGAAGGUCAUGCAGGAUCCAGACUUUGACCUCCGGAUAGGGGCUGAACUUGCACUUCUGUUCCCGUUUGCUCCAAGUGUUGCAACUACUUCCGACACGGAGGAGUUCUUCUUCCGGAAUGAAGUAUCCAAGUCACAGCACCCUGAUGCCGUUGAUUGGCAGGCGAUGAUGUCAUGUGAUAAUGGCACAGAAGCAUCCCCUGAAUUCCAAAUGGAUUCAACCAAUAAGCUUAGUUUCGAGGACAAGUCUCUCUUCGGCUCAAAUCCAUGGGCGAGGUCCCCGUCGGGAUACUCGAGCAUCAAUGUGAGCGAGCUUGGCGAUUGCGCAUUCUUCCCUGACAUAUCCAGUUUCGGUAUACCUGGCAGUACUUCCGAAUACGAGGGAUCUGAAGGUAUACGCAGAUUUAUAGCCGAAUGUGACCAAGCGCCACAAUAUUGUUAG
Molecule: messenger RNA, 2139 nt
Organism: Aspergillus ochraceoroseus IBT 24754
Lineage: Eukaryota; Fungi; Ascomycota; Eurotiomycetes; Eurotiales; Aspergillaceae
Exons: 5
Coding region: 1-2139 (712 amino acids)
Biological process (GO): proteasome assembly
Molecular function (GO): oxidoreductase activity; proteasome binding
Source: RefSeq, a predicted model, not a curated record